Messenger RNA from Geodia barretti, 531 nucleotides. Lineage: Eukaryota; Metazoa; Porifera; Demospongiae; Tetractinellida; Geodiidae. The record is from the annotation of a GenBank genome assembly.
UUGCCAACAGACGCCAAAAUAGAGCGUGUCGCGGACAUAAAGGACAAGUUGGAACGCUGUUCCAUAGCCCUAACCACCGGUUAUUCGGGUAUUCCCGUCAAUGAUAUGACCGAUUUGCGGCGCCGGAUGCGGGAUGCCGGAGUAGAGUUCGUUGUAGUCAAGAAUACGCUGGCCAACCUGGCCGCCGAGGAAGCCAACGUGCCCCAAUUCAGCGAGAUAAUUGAGGGACCCACGGCAAUAGCCUUCGGCUACGACGACCCGGUGGACACCGCUCGCGCAGUGAAUGAUUACAUUCGGGCAACCAGGUCCCCCCUGGCAAUCCUUGGUGCAAUCAUGGGGCCCGGACCCGUCCUGCAACGCACCGAGGUGGAACGGUUGGCGACUUUGCCGUCCAAGCCCCAAUUGAUAGCGAACCUGCUGGGACAAAUGCAGGCGCCCUUAUCCAGGUUGCUGGGUGUCCUCAAUGGGCCCCUGCAGAAUCUGGACGGUCUGCUUCAAGCACGAAUUCGCCAGUUGGAAGAGAGUGCAUAG